Messenger RNA from Effrenium voratum, 1503 nucleotides. Lineage: Eukaryota; Dinophyceae; Suessiales; Symbiodiniaceae. The record is from the annotation of a GenBank genome assembly.
AUGAGCCGCAGUGGUGGUCGAGGUACGCUGGCCAUUGUUCUCGGCGCGGCGGUGGUGGGACUGCCAGGGCUUUAUUGGGAGUUCUACUUGGCUGAGCGGGACCGCCCCCUAGAGGUGUUGCCGGUUCGACCGCCACCGCCGUCGCCACCGCCCUUACCACCGCGACCGCCGGCUCCGCCUGCACUGGCUCCGCCUGUGCCGGCUCCGCCUGCGCCGGCUCCGCCUGCGCCAGCUCAGCGGCCGGUGGAUGCGGAGGAUGAGCAGAUGUCGCCCGGCCCCUACCGGCCAAAGCUUUACGCGAAGGACGCGGAGUGCGCGGACCAGGCAGUAGAGAUCGGGGACUUGCCCAGCGAAGAGGCGUGCGACAAGGUGGUCGCCACCAAGCAGGAGUGCGGCCGACACUUCAUGUUCAGCACUGCCCAUCCUGACUGGAAAUGCCGCUGCUGUGCACCCUUCGGGGAGGAAGGGGGGCCCACGUCGGACCAGUGGAGCGUGUACAAGGCGCAGGUGCCCAGGGACCCGUCCCUGCCGGCGAUGCCGCCUGCACCGCCCCCGGUGGACCCGUUGGCGGGCCUGCCGGUGGCCGCAAGUCGCCCCACCUGGCUGAUGCGGAAGGACGCGCUGGUGGUGGACGCCCGGAAGGCCAGUUCCGGGGGGAUGAUCAUCUUGCAGGCGGUGCUGAGUGACUCGCACAGCACCUGGGGCAACGCCAAAGACAACAAGAAGCUGGAGGACCGCCCGGACUGGCUGCGGGCCAUUCUGGCGACCAACCAGGCACAUGCCGAGAAGCACGGGCAUGUCAUGGUGAUCAGAGCGCACCCCACGGAGCCCCAGCUCUUUGACUGGAUGAUCAAGGACUGCGGGAAGAAGAGCCUUCGGGUUUGCACCAAAAUGAACGAGCGGGAGAGCUUCAACUGGGAGAAGCAUCUCAUGAUGCAGGACUACCUGCUCAGUCCGCAGGAAUUCAGCCAUGUGCUAAUGUUGGAUGCGGACGCAGCCCUGAUUCAGCCCCAGCUGGACACGCUUCGGCGCAUUGCAGAGAUCCUGGACAAAAAGGGCAAGGAGCUGUUUUUGACCAACGAGGACUGGUUGGAUGAGAACGGGGCCCGCAGGAUCAAUGGCGGGCUGAUGCUUGCUAAGAACACCAUCUUCACUCAGAAUCUCUUUCAAGACACCUUCGAAUCUCACGUGAAGGGCUACCAGACCUUGAAGAACGCCCGCAUCGGCACCGGGGUGCUGCGCUGCACCAGCAAUGAGCAGAUCUGUUUGAAUGACUUGUACUACGGCGACCAGGAGCACUUCACCCACAAAGUGAUCAUGGCCAGUGGCAAGAAGUACAACCGCGGCGCAGAGCGGGGCGGGGAGGCGCACAUCACCGACGAGACCACUGAGAUCAUGCAUUGGAUGGGGGGCGCCAAGGCCACUGCCGGCAAGGCCCUUUGCGACGGCGAACGGGAUCUCACAUUUGGCGGCCCCAACGGCUAUGGAUGCAGGAAGAGGUAA